Messenger RNA from Elgaria multicarinata webbii, 1367 nucleotides. Its product is annotated as protein lifeguard 3-like. Gene Ontology annotation, biological process: negative regulation of apoptotic signaling pathway. Gene Ontology annotation, cellular component: endoplasmic reticulum; Golgi apparatus. NCBI's taxonomy places the organism in Eukaryota, Metazoa, Chordata, Lepidosauria, Squamata, Anguidae. The record is from RefSeq and is a predicted model, not a curated record. Bases 93 to 908 code for a protein of 271 amino acids. The transcript has 12 exons.
AAAAAAGAAAGAAAAGAAAACAAGAUCGGCAGAGUUCGGCAACGAGAGAAAAGAGAGCCACAGCCUGGUGCUGUUAACCACACUGAGGCAUAAUGACGGAACCGAGGCCUCCUCCCCCGUAUGAUGACAAAAUGACGGAACUCAGGCCUCCUCCCCCAUAUGAUGAAAGCACAUCUGGUGCUGAAGUCUUGACAGAUGACAGGAGUUGUAUAGAGGAAGGUGGCUUCCGCAUUGCUUACUGGGUUGAAAAGAACGUCCGUCAAGCUUUCAUUCGCAAGGUCUAUAGCAUCAUCACUUUCCAAAUACUGUUGACUGUGGGCAUUAUUGCAAUCUUCACCUUUGUAGCCCCUGUGAAUGGUUAUGUGAAAAAUCAUAUCGAACUGUACUAUGUAUCUUACAUUGUAUUCUUCAUUACCUACUUGGUGCUGGUCUUUUGGAGGACCAUCCAGAGACGCUUUCCAUGGAACAUAAUCCUUAUGACGAUUUUUACCAUGGCCAUGGGAUACAUGCUGGGCACCAUUGCCAGCAUGCACAAUACCAGGGUUGUAAUCCUUGCCAUGACAAUCACAGCAAUUAUAACCAUCGUUGUCACUAUUUUCUCCUUCCAGACAAAGGUGGAUCUGACGACCUGGACUGGCUUUUUCUGUAUCCUGGCCAUUGUGGUCAUGGUGACGGGCAUCUUCACUACCGUUGUCCUGACCUGCAAUUACGUAUACUGGCUGGACAUGCUUUAUUCGGCCCUGUGUGCCAUUGCCUUCACCCUGUUCCUGGCUUAUGAUACCCAGUUGCUUCUGGGGAACAAGAGGUUUGCAAUCAGUCCUGAGGAUUACAUUUUUGGAGCUAUCCAGAUCUACGUAGAUGUAAUCUACAUCUUCCUCGCAUUCUUACGGCUUGGGAGAAGAAGUUAGGGACUGGGCUCCUGAACCAAAGGCCAGAAUUAUUCCUUGGCAACUUCUGAAGACAUUAUUUUCUGAACAGAAGAUUAUUUGCCUUUCUCCCCAUUGCCAGCGCAUGGAUCUGUUCUUUGCAGGGAUCCUAUUGUAAUGAGUAUGGAUUGUAUAAAAGAUUUCUGUCUGUCCAUGCUCUCAAUAAUGUCCUACAUAUAUGAAAAAUAGUAUACUACAUGAAAAGUCUUUUACCUACUGAACUGCAUGGCCACUAUCCAGAUAUAGCUGUGCUUAAAAUUCCACUGGAAUCAAUGAGAUAAGUUAGCCACAGUGCAUGUUAAGCUCAGAUGGUUUCAGUGGGACUUAAGUGCAAUUAAUUUUUCUGGAUCAGGGCCUACACUUUUGCAUUGUUUAGCACCAUGCAUCUCAGAAAUAUACUGUGUCUUGCAGUAAAAGCCAAAUAAAUAUAGAGGUUUCAAU